CGAUUGACAAGAUGAGCGAAGACCACGGUGUAGAGAUAAAGCAAGACGCUCUGAACGUUGUGGAUUCUUGGUUGGGUGCAUCUUCGUCAAACCAAGAAGAAGAAGCAGUUAAGCAACCAGUUUUUGAGCGGAGAGCACAGCGCCUAGGCCUCGGAGCAAAAUAUGUCCCACAUAAGAAGAAAACCGAGCCUCCAAGUGUGCUUAAAAAGAAGCUCCUUCGUGAGAAACGCCGGAAGCGAGAACAAAGACUGGAAGAGGCUGGUGAUUCUUCAAACUCGGAUUCAAAAGAAGAAGGCCUGAGUAAGGCGAAGCUAGUCAAAUCGAAACUGAACCACGAGUUUGCUAAAUCUGUUCGUCCGGACAGUAAGAAAAGGAAAGAGAAGUGAUUUUUCUAGUUUUUU
Molecule: messenger RNA, 401 nt
Organism: Blastocystis hominis
Lineage: Eukaryota; Bigyra; Opalinata; Blastocystidae
Exons: 3
Coding region: 12-386 (124 amino acids)
Source: RefSeq, a predicted model, not a curated record